GAGUAUUGUAAUGUUCAUGAAUAAUAGAAUAUGGUGUUGAUGCAGGCUGAUUACGGGUAUUUGAGCCAAUGAUAAGGUAGUACUGGGUCUUACAGCCUAUGAUUCGCUACCCAAGAAGAUUCGUGUUCACGGUUUGCGGUGAGCAUCUAAAUUUGUGAACACGAAAAAGUGAAACAAGCGACGACCACCACCUCGUGUGGAGCCAUUAUACUGAUUGUACUUUUUAUUUUGUUUCAGAAGACGAAUGGUGUGAGCCGUGCAAGAGAGGGCCCUAAUCGGCAGCCAUGAGCAACAUCUACAUUCAAGAGCCGCCCACAAACGCCAAGGUGCUGCUUGAGACCACUGUCGGUGACCUGGACCUCGAACUAUGGGGAAAGGAGGCGCCGCGCGCGUGCCGCAACUUCAUCCAGCUGUGCAUGGAGGGAUACUACGAUGGGACGCCGUUCCACCGCGUGGUGCGCGGGUUCAUCGUGCAGGGCGGCGACCCGACCGGCACCGGCGAGGGCGGCGAGUCCAUAUACGGACACCCGUUCAAAGACGAGUUCCACUCGCGACUGCGCUUCUCGCGGCGCGGCCUGCUGGCGAUGGCCAACGCCGGCAAGGACGACAACGGCUCGCAGUUCUUCUUCACGCUGGCGGCGACGCCAGAGCUGCAGAACAAACACACAAUUUUCGGCAAGGUGGCGGGAAAUACACUGUAUAACAUGCUGAAGUUCGAGGAGGGAGAUAUUGAGGAUGAUCGGCCGAAGUAUCCACACAAGAUCAUCCGCACGGAGGUACUAUUGGAUCCGUUUGACGUAAUUCCUCGCCGGAAAGCCGAACCAUCCGAGGCCGAGAAGAAAGAAGCGAAACCAAAGAGCAAGUCGAAGGCUACGAAGAACUUCAAGCUGCUCUCAUUUGGAGACGAGGCAGAAGAAGAUGAGGAUGAAACGAUCGAGGCCACCAAAAAGUUCUCGGGCAAGUCCAAGUCGUCACAUGACCUCACGGACGAUCCCAAGCUGAGCUCUGCCCCGGCCGUGCCAGAAACGGCUCGGAACUCGAAACGCACCUCAGAGCCGGAGGAAACCGUCAACAUGGAGAACUUACGGAAGAAAUUAAAAAAGAGUGAGGCAGAGGAGGAGAAACCAGACAAUUAUCGACUUUUCCAGGGCGACGAUGAGAAGAAGAAGGCUCAAGUAGCUGAAGCGAAGGCCGAAUUCGAAGAAUUGAAAAACCAGAUGCUGAAGAGGAAGCAAGCGGCGGUGAAAGCGGAUGCUGUUGCUGCAAAGAAAGAGGAGCCUGAGAACGACGCCAUCAAGGAGUACAAACAGCAAAAGGCUGAGUUCGAGGAAAAGAAGAAGCAGCUGCCGAAGCGCGGCGCGUCCUCCCGCGAGGCACAGACGAUGGCGCUCCUGGAGAAGUUCAAGAACAAGCUGCAUCGCGCCAAGGAGGAGCAUGUGGACGCGCCACAGGAGACUACGGCCGGUGGCGACGACGCCGAGGACGUGAAUGACGACUCGUGGCUAACGCACGAGCUGCACUUCACCGCCAACGACCCGACCCUGGCCAAGGACGCCAGCACCAAGGCGGACGACUGGUACGACAUCUACGACCCGCGGAAUGAGAUGAACAAGCGGCGGCGGCAGGCGGACGCCAAGGGCAAGCGGAGGAAAGACAAGGGCGAUCUCUGAAUGCUGGGGAUGUGGGUGAGAAAAGGGAGGGGGAGGUCGGAUUUUGUGCGAGGUAUGAGAGAGUAAUAAUUCUGAGACGUUUGUUUUGUCGUAUUUUGAAUCGUCCGUCUCGGUAUCUGUGCGUGAGUUUGAGAUCUGAGUGCAAGUCCGAUUAGUGUGUAAAGCUUGUUACCGCUCCUCGUCAUCCAGCUGCUUUCAAAGGAACCCAAGCGCGUGAUGCCAGAUGUCGCUGUCUUUUUAGUUGGCGUGGCGCGUAUUAAAAACCAGUUGAUUUUACAACACUGUCAGUCGUCACAUCGUGCUAACGUCAGACUUCAAUUUUUCUGCUGCCAUCUCCAGUUUUGCCAUGUCCAAGUUGGCUUCCCCUGGACACAACAGCCUAGUCUGUUCUGUGGAUAGUUUUUCCUGGUAUUGAUACGUGACCCCGUUUUUUUUUUUUUUUUUACUUGACUUAUAACAAUUAAAGGUGAGAUGUUCGCUGUCUUGCACCGUGUCUUUGAUGGUGAAAUAAUGACAUGAAAUAAAUGAUAAAA
Molecule: messenger RNA, 2203 nt
Organism: Amphibalanus amphitrite
Lineage: Eukaryota; Metazoa; Arthropoda; Thecostraca; Balanomorpha; Balanidae
Product: spliceosome-associated protein CWC27 homolog
Exons: 2
Coding region: 285-1670 (461 amino acids)
Biological process (GO): protein peptidyl-prolyl isomerization; protein folding
Cellular component (GO): catalytic step 2 spliceosome
Molecular function (GO): peptidyl-prolyl cis-trans isomerase activity
Source: RefSeq, a predicted model, not a curated record